Haliotis rufescens (red abalone) is the source of this 8776-nucleotide messenger RNA. Its product is annotated as cadherin-23-like. Gene Ontology annotation, cellular component: plasma membrane. NCBI's taxonomy places the organism in Eukaryota, Metazoa, Mollusca, Gastropoda, Lepetellida, Haliotidae. The record is from RefSeq and is a predicted model, not a curated record. Gene Ontology annotation, biological process: homophilic cell-cell adhesion. The transcript is spliced from 29 exons. Gene Ontology annotation, molecular function: calcium ion binding. Bases 299 to 4258 code for a protein of 1319 amino acids.
CACCGGGGCCAUAAAGGGCGUGGUCCUCCGUGCAGUUGCAAUACUGGGUCUCGGGUUUCCCGUUACAAAUCGGAUAUAUGACCGAGUCUCCACUCCCGUUAGGUGCAGCGUUAAACCCCCAUUUCACAUGCCAUAGGGCCGUUGAUGGUAGCAUAUGACAUCAGAGCACGUGAUCGACAGCUGGUUGUAAAACCAAUGAAGGAAAUUGUCGUUUACCUUUCUGUUGGACCUUGACUCCAACAGGAGUAGUUCAAAAGCUUUACGUUGGAUUUACGGUUUAAGAUAUACUCUAUAAACCAUGAACUUCAUAUUGCUGGUCGCAGUGCUAUACUUCAUACACGAAGGGGAAGCAAAUAUUCCACCUAUCAUCACUGUACAGAGCACCGUACAGGUGUCGGAAGACACGCCCAAUGGUUCCGUCCUGUUCAACAUAAGCGCCAUGGACGAUGACAGGCCGCCUGUACUGGACAUCAGAUCGGCUGAAGUCAGUCAUAUCGUCAGACUGGAGGACAAUACAGUCAACGGCAACGUUAGACACGCGUCGGUGGUACUAAACAAUCCACUCGACAGAGAAACGGAUGGUUCCACAAAGGCUCUUAUAUUCUUUGCCUCGGACGGCAUAUAUGAGGUGUCCGCGAGGGUCACCCUCAUCAUCAUGGACGUGAACGACGAGAAACCGGUGUUCACCGAGCCCGGCUACAGGAUCACCGUGAUGGAGUCUGCUGCAAUAGGUACAACAACUACAACAGUUACAGCAGUGGACCCUGAUUCGGGAAUUGGAGGUCAGGUGUACUAUGGUUUGAAGGCCAAGGGCCAGAACGCCGAUGACUAUAUAUACACGUUCUAUGUGGAUCCAAGGCAUGGCCAUAUUAUCCAGAAUGAAAGUCUGGACUACGAGAAAAGGACUUUCUAUCAAUACGACGUCCAUGCAUGGGACGCCAACCCAGAUGAGUCUCUUGGCGGGAACCAUGCUGAACCAGUCGACUUCUUCGUCACCGUGCAAGAUGUCCAGGACACUCCUCCCGUCUUUACGAACCUGCCGUACAUACGACAAAUUUAUGAGAACGCCACACUCGGCACUUCUGUUCUGCUUGUACAAGCCUUUGACGGGGACAUAGGCGUCCCGAAUGAUCUCAAUUACUGGAUUGUACAUGACAACGCCGCCUACACCGACAACUUCACCAUGAACAAUGACAGCGGCCUCAUCAAAACGGCACUACCACUUGACACUGACUCUGACGAUAUGAAACAGAAGGGUGGAGUCUUAUCAUUCCAAGUUAAUGCGUCAGAGAUCGUCACUGACAACCAGACCCAAGGAGAAGAUACCAGUACCGUCACUCACGUCACCGUCACCAUCCUCGACGUCAACGACAACUCCCCAGAGUUCUCCUCCAGCCUCAUUAACGCUACUGUUCUAGAAAACACCCCUGUUGGAGUCCCCCUCGGCAUAGAAGGCGUCAUAGAGGUGAAGGACAUUGACAUGACCGUGGACAACAAUAUGUUCGUGCUGUCUGUAGAGCAGAACGGAUCACCAUAUAUGGACUUCGACACAAUCCCGGGAAGAGGUGAACAGGUGUCCAGAACAAACGUCAUGCUACGUGUGAACAACACACAGGUCCUGGACUAUGAACAACAUGACAGCAUCAGCUUCCAGAUUGUGGCGAGAGAAAGCAGGACCGAUGAGAAGCGGUCGAGCACCGUAAACGUCCUCGUGCACAUCAUCGACACGAACGACAACUCCCCGGUGUUCAACGACACCUACAACUUCAACAUCUCGGAGGACGCCCUCCCGGGGGAGAUAGUUGGGAAUGUGACUGCAACCGACUCCGACAGUGGGGACUUUGGCAAAGUCUUCUAUCUGAUGGAAGAUGAGAACGCUGAUUUCAACGUUUCCAAAGCGAAUGGUGUUAUAACCGUUGCAACUAAACUGGAUCGGGAAACAAAGUCGUCGUACUCGUUGUUGGUGAUGGCGUACGACAACGAAGCUGAUGUUAACGGACGACGUUCAGGACAGACACGGGUAGAAAUACGCCUGAACGACGUUAACGAUAACCAUCCAGAGUUUGAGCCUAAACCUGUGGCAACUCCGAUUGCUGAGAACAUAGACAACGGUACCAUCGUCACUACCGUGUCUGCAAGGGACGCCGACGAAGGCAUGAACUCCCAGAUCGAAUACUACAUCGCCGACGGGGGUAACCUUACAGGCUUGUUUAACGUUGACAACGGUACUGGUGAAGUUGCAGUAGUCGAAUCACUGAUCGGCUUCACGGGGACUCGUGUGUUGACUGUGGGAGCCAGAGACAAGGGGGAACCUCCAUUGAAUGGGACGCUGCAGAUUGUGUUCAGCGUCAAGGAUGUCAAUCUCCAUCCUCCUAACUUCACCCAUCCGGGCGGGAACUACAACACAAGCAACCCAUUUAUACUUGAAGUCAAUGAGGAGCAACCCCUGGGCUCUGAGAUGUUCAUCCUGGAAGCUGAUGACGAAGACAAUGGAGUUAACGGCCAGGUCGCCUACAGGAUCGAACCUUCUCGGGGAGACGAUUGGACUUUCUUCUUUCUUGAUACCAUCUCCGGCAAUUUGUCCAACACUAAAAUACUUGACCGAGAAACAAGACCAACUUUCACAAUCGAUGUGUCUGCACAAGACCAGGGAACGCCGGUACUGAAGACCACGCUGUCGUUGAUGGUGAGGUUACUAGACAUCGAUGACAAUGACCCAUAUUUCCCCAACAGAAAUCAUGAUAUCACGAUAGCAGAAGAAGAGACAGGGUGUUAUGGUAAUCUGUCUCUGGCCGAUGACAAAGAUGAAGGGGCGAUCAACACUAGAAGAUGUUAUUACAUACACAGUGGUGAUCAACCACAGGCAACGUAUUUCUCUCUCAACGAGACAACUGGAACCCUAUGUCUAAAUCAAAAACUGGACAGGGAAGAAAAGGACUUAAUAAACCUGAUUAUCAAGGUAUCAAAGGAUUGUUCUCUGAAUGAGUCCUCUCAGAACCCAUUCCAUCCACCGUUCAACCAAAGUGACACCUCUCUCCUCCACGUCGAGGUCCAUGUUGAAGACAUCAAUGACAACCCACCAGUGUUCCAAGAUGGAGGAGAACUUUCUACGGGCAUUUUGUAUGACGUCAACAAAGAGGAGUUUGUGUACGAUCUGAAGAUUGACGUCACAGACAAAGACAUAGGCUCUAACGCCAUAACACAUUUCCGGGACAAAGGCCAAAACGUUCAUGGUAUUAGUGACCUGGAAACCACGAAGCCAUUUAUAGUCGGCAUCAACGGCACCGUCGUCACAGACACGCUGUUUUCUUCAUCCAUGCUGGGUCACGUGGAGAUUGCAGUACAAGCGUACGAUGAAGGUGAUAAACACACUGCUGAUGCCACACUGAAGGUGUACAUCAUUAGCAACGUCCAGAGGGUGAAGAUAAUAUUCCACUCACUGCCAGAUGAGGUGCAGAACAUAAAAUCUAUAUUCAUAAGUGAGCUGGAGCAACUGUUGAAGUACAGGGUCAUUGUGGACAAGAUAGCAACACACGAGAAUCCUGAUAAGACAACAGAUGAUACGAAGACCGACAUGUUCGUCCAUGCUCUGUACAAUGCCACGGGGGAGGUCGUUCCAGCCACGGAACUGUGGAGGGCAUUUGACUUCACUGUUGGUGUGGCAGAGUUAUUUCAACGGUACAAGGUUACGGAGUCACAGCCUGUUGUGGAUCAACUGGAAGCCGACGACACGUUGACAAGGACGUUGACAAUGACCCUGAUUCUCGUUGCCGUCAUCCUUACGCUGAUUGCCAUAUCUCUUGCUGUUUCCCUAUACUGCAUCAGAGGGAAGUACAUCCGGCGGCUACGCGCUGAAACCACAGCAGUCAGUGUUAAUCACAUAGAAAAGGAAGCUCCGCCCCCAGGGACGAACCUAUACACGGCGUCAAAUCCUGUGUUCAUGAAGGAAGGCCUGACGAAACCUCAGUAUGAACCAGAAAGUGACGAUGACAGCCUGGACAACAACGAAGUUGACAACGACGGGCCUGCUAAUAUAGAGACUGUUGACGAGCAGGAGGUGACGAUGAGGAUAGACGAAUAUGACGCCAUGAGGACCAUGAUACGGAACCCUGCCUUGGACGAUGUGCUGAGACAUCAUGCGGACAUGGAGAAGACGAGGGCGAAGGAGGACAAGCAGUCUCUCAUUGACGAUGAUGGCAGUGACGCCGACAGCGGCACCUACACGUCCAUACAAGGCCUCCAACAGUCAGACAUCUAGAUCAUAUUUGCCUUUAGCAGUCAAACAUCUAGUCUCGAUGUCAUUUGCCUAUAACAGUCGUACAUCUAACAAAAAUAGUAUUUGCUUAUUAACGUCAGCCUUCUGGACAUGAUGGUAUUGGUUUACAACGGUCAAGACUCUAGAUGUUAUUUUGAAGAUCUACUGAACAAAAUUAUGACUAUAAUUCCAACAUUCAAAACGACAAUCACAGGAAUUCCAUCAUGGUCAGUACUCCACGAGUGAUAUAAACACUACAGUCCUUCAUCACCCGGGACGCCGAAGACCCGGGUUCGAUUCCCGACAUGGGUACAAUAUGUGAAGCCUAUUUCUAGUGUGCCCCGCCGUGAUAUUGCUGGAAUAUUGCUAAAAGCGGCGUAAAACCAUACCCACUCACUCACUCAUCACCCGGGAAUAAAUAUAGCUGCUAUGCUGUGUCGCUGUUGUGUUAAAACAACGGACCGAGCACAUCUUUCUUACUUGAUGACGUGUACUACACAGCUACAACCUUGUGGCUGUAUCCUCAACACGUCGCUGUAAUGUCAUACAAUGACAGGGUUUGCACAACGCUCAACACGUUGCUGUAAUGUCAUACAAUGACAGGGUUUGCACAACACUCAACACGUUGCCGUAAUGUCAUACAAUGACAGGGUUUGCACAACGCUCAACACGUUGCUGUAAUGUCAUACAAUGACAGGGUUUGCACAACGCUCAACACGUUACCGUAAUAUAAUACAAUGACAGGGUUUGCACAACGUUCACACACAGCUAGGAGGGUUCAGGCGACGACCCUAAUGUACACCCGGCACCAUUUCAUUAGCUGUUAUAAUAAACCCACUGCCACUUUUGGAUAUUGUAAUGUAGAUAACUCGUAAAAACCUCCUGGUUUUUUUUUUACUUUUCGCUAGUAAGACCUGAUGAUUUGAGCAGCAGAUGGAAUUUGGACUCAGUAUUUCAAACAUCCAAAGUUAUAAAGUCUAUCACAAGAAGUGAAACUUUUCCAUUAUGGAUGACGGGAAUCGAACCUGCAACCCACUGUUUUCCCACUGAGCCACUGGGGCAGGCGAUGAGAGAUUGUUCAAUUUUAGAUGUCAUGACUUGGUUUUGUCUAUGCUGAACGUGUUCUUUCUCUCGCACGCUUUGAUCGCAUUCAUUUUAUACCGCGACACACUGUUUCACUCUAAGAUAUCUUUAAGAUUAAGCACUCCUCCUCAGUAAUGGCCGAGGAAGUAAGACAAUCGGGUAUCGGGUAUCGGCAGUGUACCCUCUUGCCUCGGUCUUACUUCCUCGACCAUAAUCUCGUCGUGCUUUAUCCUUCACAUAAUUAGACACACGUAAACACUUCACCGCUGAGGGCCAUGUGUAUUCCCGGAGCAACGUAGUGCAUACAAACAUGUAAAGUAUUGGCGAUGGAAAUUCACGGACGAAGACACAUACAAAUGUAUGAUCUGAUAUUGAUCUUGCGUUUUAUAAUUACUCGUCUCAGCCCUUGACCAAAGUUUGCGAAAACUGCUUAAUACAAUUUAUCUAUCAUAUUAAGUCAGGUGAUGUUUUCUAGAUCCUUCUUAUUGUGUUAUGACACAAGCGAUGCAUACCUGCCUCAUGGAAAUGAAUUAAACGGCCUGUUGCUAUAGUUUACACGAUACAAUCGACAGGGAAAAGGAUAAAACAUGUGCAACUUGAGAUGUAAAUCAUCACGUAACACGCAGUUAUCUGACAAAACGACAGAUGUGACAAAAGGAUAUGUGGAAAACAUAUUCUUAAAGAAUACGGCUUACCGAAUGCUUAUUGCGUAAUAACACAUACACGAGUAACUUAUCGGAGACCGCUUGACAGGCCAAGCUGAACGACGGAUUGACUGCAAGCAGCUUUCUUCAUCUUGGGAGGAUGCAGAUCAUGGCACGCAGUGCCACACAUGUACUGUUAUUCUGUUUUUAAUUUGCUUGUAUCUAUUCAGAUUUUCUCCUGUCCCUUUUAUACAACUGAGUGUUUUUAUAUUAGUAUUUUGUUUAAUUUUUGUUACGACAUUAGAAAAUGCAUUUUGUUACUGUAUGCAACUGACUUUGUAUCGAUUUCGGCCUCGCUUGUAUUACAUGGGGCGGGAAUAGUUAUGAAAUCUCAUGAAAACACGUUGAACUUAAUAAUGAACCAUUCCCCCGAAUGUCGCCCCGGUGGAAUUGCGAUUUCCCCUUCAUCUGUAGUUAUUGAAGAUUGCUUUACAGUGUUUAGACAACUUGAUUUCAAGUCUUUCAAAGGUAUUAAGAAUUGACUCACAUAAGGAAGAGAAUUUAUGGAUGUCAACUUCUUUAUUAUGAGGAACACAAGGUUUCGGAGCAUAUACUACUCCUCAUCAUAAAGUACCUUCCCUAAGCUUGAUUCCGAUGUUUAAUAUUUUAAACCAAGAAAUCCAUUUCCCUGUAAAUGUUCUUAUGUAAUCAUCCAAUAUGCCGGACAUCACGUGUCGUCAUAGCAAGAGCAUCUACUUGAUUUGUCGGACACGUAUAAAAUGGUAAUGAAAUAUUGAUGGCGGUUCGUAUCUCAUCUAAGUGAGAUAACAUUAAAAAGAUUGUUUGUGUUCUAAAUGCAAAUUUAGAUUCAUUAUGUUACACGAUAGGACACAUGUAUAUGAUUUUAUACAAAACGUUGAUAUUGACUGACGUUACAACGAAUGAAUACGUUUAUGUACUAUGGGAGAACUGGUAUCGUCAUCGUUGCUCAGGUAUAUGUAUCUAAAAACUGAAUUCACUUGGACAACAUCUCACUAUUGAACAUAAUUCUGUGAUCAGUCAGAUUUGAUCAGGACAAGAGAAGAAAGGAACACUAGCAUCCAUGGCACGUAACGUUGAAACCCUGAAACACUUGAGCUUUUAGCACUAAUUGUUUGAUAGGCAUUACCUAGAAAUUGACGGAUGACUAAGUAGAGUUAAUUUAUGGAUAACAACUUUAUUUACUGUAAAGGCAACGUUUCGGUGUAGAUCCGUAUACCGUUGUCAAGCAAAGGAUCUAUACCGGGACGUCGCCUUUACAGUAAAUAAAGAAGUUGUUAUCCAUAUAUUAUCUCUACUUUGUAAAGAGUGUUAGUCAAAUAGCCUACAUCCCUUUUCUUGAAUCCUGCCUACCGAUCGAUUUGUUGAGUUAAAUGUGUAUAUGUUUCUGUUUCAUUUAGUCAAUCAGACGUGUACUAUCCAGUUAAUAGUGAUGUAUUCACGAGUAUUAUGUGUACAUGUAUAGUAAUGUCUGAGGCACAAUAAAACGGAACCAAAAUGCCUAUUAAAACAAUUUGGUUGUGUUGUAGGUCCACUCCUAUGUGGACACGGUUUUUCAAGAUAUUCUAUUUUAUGUAAGUCAAACAUGUUUGUAUGACAGCCAAUCUUAUAGUUUCAUACCAGUUAUGCGUAUGGAACCUCGUAUCAAUAUUUGUGGAUGUUAUUCAGCCCGUGGUAGAAAGUAAUAUCUAUGUUAGAAACGAAAGCAUUAGACGAUAGCAUUAUUUCUGACAGUAGGUAAUUACGGGGUGAUUUUCAAAAUGAAUCGCAAAGGUUAACCCAGAAAUCAGUUUGCACAGAGCUAACUUGUAAAGUCGGUAAGUGUCCACAAGAUUAAUGAAUGAUCAACAAAUUAUAUUCAAACACUCACUUUCUGGCCUCGAAUCGCCAUCCUCUCAUUUCUAUAUACAGCCAGCCAUCACGAAACUUCUCGAACGAUCAAACCUGUUAUGUUGGUUAACAACAACCAGGGGCAGACAACUGUAAUCACUUCCUGCCGCCGACAUCACUCGACAUAUUACUUGCUCUUCAAUCAUUCUGUUGCCACUGACAAUCACUACAAAUCUAUCCACAACGGUCUCUACUGUCACAUAACAUGGUAUGAACUCGAAUGUUUAAUAAUCUCCCUUAGAAGCAGCGUUGCGCGUUACAAAAAACGGGGGUUGGGAAGUGUGUUAGACUUCUGUCUGUCAAGGAAACACAAACAGGGGAAAAUGCAUAAUUAACUAUCACGUAUGAUCAUAAGAUGCUUGGCUGGGACAUCUGCCACUCUUGUACAUAAAACAUGAGUACCAGACAAAGGUUUCAUCAAUAUUAAAGAAAUCGUAGACAGAACACGAAAUAUGUCAAUGGUGAUUCACAGCUGUCCGUUUCAUGUAAGAUAUAUACACGUUUAUUUUGUCAUCAUCAUUCCAUAAGUUAAGUUGUUUUAAAAUCCCAAGUACUCAAGUACAGCUACCAUAUGUAUUGAUGCAGUUUGAACAAGUGAAUGGUACAAUGCAUUUUAAAUUUAGAUUCAUGAUGAGGAUUAAACUGAAGUUAAUUUAAGUGUGACAUAAUCAGAUUGUCAGAUACGACAUAUAUACUCUUGUUGAAUUGCUUUUGGUGUGUGUAAAGUGAGGCUAUGUGGACUUGUUUUAUUUAUUUAUGAAAAUAUGGUUGACACUUUCAAUUGAAAUGUAUUAUUCUGUGAAAUGAAUUGUUACUUGCAACUGUUAUUAUUAUCAUCGAUGUUGAUUAAAUGAAAGUGAUGAAA